Molecule: messenger RNA, 1239 nt
Organism: Entrophospora sp. SA101
Lineage: Eukaryota; Fungi; Glomeromycota; Glomeromycetes; Entrophosporales; Entrophosporaceae
Source: the annotation of a GenBank genome assembly
AUGGAAAAUAAUACUGCUGAAUUUAAUUAUUCUAAUAUUACAACUACUAGUAAAGAUGAUACUUCAGAAUCUACCAACGACUCAAGCACCAACAUCACCACCAUUGAUAAUGAUAAUAACAGAAAAAACAGCAUAUCGUCAAAUUCAAACGACUACAAUUCCAGCGUAAAAACCACAUCUUCUUCUUCUAGUAAUACACCAUUAUCGCCAAAAACCUUUUCUUCAAUGAUUUCAUCUCCAUCAUUAAAUGAUGAUGAUACGGUGUCAACUAUGUCAAUUGGAACAUGUGGUACGCAACGUACAAUUAAUUUAAAACUUGCGGAUUUGAUAAAAGAAAAUCAAAGAAUAGAGAAGGGUGAUGAUGGUGAUGCAAUAGGGGAAGGGUAUGUAGGAUAUGAGGCUGAUGGAAAUAAUUUAAAAAUAGAAUAUUUCCAAAAUAAAUCACAAGGAUUUUUUGGAGAAGUUGAGAAAGAAGAUAUGAAAGUGGAAUUAGACGAUGCAGGAGUUUUUGAUUUUGACGAUGAUAGUAUAUCGAUGAUCAAUGAUAAUGUAUCCAUAGUAGAUUCAGUCACGACGUCACUUACCGCAAAUACAAUAGAAGCGGGGAUAAAGGAGAAACAAGAAUGCUUGCUCACAUGGGUGAAAUUAUUAUGGCCACAGCCAAAAUUACCAACUACAAAACAAGCUAUAGAUACUGGAGUGGUGUGUAGAAGCUUUAAUAAUACAAUGGUAUUUACAGCAGAAGUUACUGGUACCAAAUAUCUAAGUCCUAAUGAAAAAAGAAAACAACGAUUAAACGAAAGGAAUACGUAUUGCACACCGAAAAUUGUAACCCACUUGUACGAUCCAAGAGAAUUUUUAUUAAUUCAUUGUCCAAGUUAUAAGAACCCGCCCAGUUACAACAACGAUCCAAGAAAUCCGUGGGAUCACUCGUUCAUCCUUGAAAAAGUGUUACCAAAGAUAACGGCAGAAAGUAUUCAAGUACAAGAUCAACCCGGAUUAUUCGUAACUGUCAAAGAAACACUUAUGAGAGGUUUGGAUACGUAUUAUAUCUAUGAGUGCAAGAAAUGUAUGUUUCGUGGCUAUGUCAGUACUUUUAAUUAUGACGGUAUUCGUCGUCAUAUAAGUAAGAGUCAUAGGGAUGUUGUUGCUGUGGUGGAUGAGUUAAUUAGAGUGAAUCCGAAAGAAUACGUGAUAGCGUUUGCACAAAAUUUACCACCUAAAAUAAAAUUACCGUAG